AUGAUGAUUGGCGGCGUUACCAAGCGCAUGGACGAAGGCAUGAAGGUCCGCGGCGACAUAUACGUACUCCUCAUGGGUGACCCCGGUGUGGCCAGGAGGCAGCUCCUCCUGCACAUUGCGACCGUGAGCCCGAGAGACAUCUACACGACGGACAAGGGCAGUUGUGGCGUCGGUCUCACGGCCGCGGUCGUGCGCGACCAGAUCACCAAGGAGACGACGCUCGAAGGCGGCGCGCUCGUGCUGGCCGACAUGUGCAUUUCCUGCAUCGACGAGUUUGACGAGAUGGAGGAGGGCGACCGUACGGCCAUCCACGAGCAGCCCGUACGCAUUGCCCAAACCGGUAUUACGACGACGCUCAACGCGCGGACGACAGUGUAG
Messenger RNA from Saprolegnia diclina VS20, 378 nucleotides. RefSeq names its product minichromosome maintenance protein 7 (cell division control protein 47). NCBI's taxonomy places the organism in Eukaryota, Oomycota, Saprolegniomycetes, Saprolegniales, Saprolegniaceae. The coding region runs from base 1 to 378 and encodes 125 amino acids. Gene Ontology annotation, biological process: double-strand break repair via break-induced replication; DNA replication initiation; DNA strand elongation involved in DNA replication. Gene Ontology annotation, cellular component: nucleus; MCM complex. The record is from RefSeq and is a predicted model, not a curated record. Gene Ontology annotation, molecular function: single-stranded DNA helicase activity; single-stranded DNA binding; ATP binding. The transcript is spliced from 2 exons.